UUCUCUUGUGCAUGGCACCCUGGUUAUGCUUCCUGACUGGUAUUGCACAGAGCAUGCAGGCAACGAACAGCUAAAAGACUGAUUCAAGGCUGCUCUGUGUGCUAAGGCUGAAGCCUGCUUAAACUUUAUAAUCACCUCAAGUAUAUAACACUGUUUUAACUUACUUAGGAAACCAUGGCCACUUGUUUUUCUUCAGUGAACAACAUGAUGGCCUUAGUGUGGCAAGCUGGCUGUGUCUCCAGUUUGAUUCCCUGUACAGUCACAAGUCACAGCAAAGUACGUUUACAUCUCUUUUACUGAAAGACCUGCAAAGACAUCCAUGUUCUUACAGAAAACAGGCAACUGCCAGUUUGUUUCCCUGGAAGAAAUUUGAGAAGACCAUGAAAAGAAUUGCAAGUAACAUGAAGUGCUGGUUUGAUACUAGCCAGAGAUUCCGUAUUAACAGCAAAAGUCUCUUGAUCCCUCCUUGUGGAGCACAUAGAACAGUCGGUCACUGGAUUGCAGAAUCUUCUAGACUUCUUAUGUUGGAGAAAUGUGAAGAGUUGGAGUGAGGAAAGCAAUCAGGAAUCAACAUUUCUGUACACCGGUCUUACAGAACAAAAUAGACACAGAAUUCAUAUUAAAUGCUAGAGGUGAAGCCACAAUGCAAGGCAUGUCUUUCAAAACUGCGUGGUCCGUAUCAAAUGGUAUCUUGUAAUAUUUGGAAAACUGAAACAAAAAAUAUUUCAGAAAAGUACAGUCAGUAAUACUCAUGUCAAUGGCAGAUAAAUGCCUAAAAACAUCUCUGUGCAGUAUAUUGAAACAUAUUUAAAGUUUUAAAUAGCAACAUUCAGGCAGAGAUGAAAACAAAAAUAAAGCACAUCAGACUAUAAAAAAAAAGAAACAAAAGGGUAACACACAAACAUCAGGAGUUAGUUUUCAAGACAGAGGCUUAAAGAAUUGCCCACACAGGCUCUUUAUUACAGUUUAAUUCACCUCUCACAACAGACAUGCAGUCUGGAUAAAAACAGACAUUACAAUAUAUAUUAUAAUCAUAGCCAGUAGUUUCACUGAAUAAAAAAAUGCCUUGAUCUUGCUAUUAGACCAACAAGAAUUAACCUGUGCUGAGCUCCAUUACCUUCUAAGGAGCUCUUUUAGGAAUAAAAUUGUGUACAUGUUGGCUCAUUUUCAAAAUGGGGGCCUUGUUUUGCAAAACAAAAACUAGCUAUACUGCUUAAAGAAUUGAAAUAUCUUUAGAGCCCCCAUCGAAGUCACAGAUCUACACUUUAUAUGGAAUUGGAGAAAUUACUAACCUUGAAGAAAAAAAAUUCCUGUCUAAAACAUGGUUAUAUAUUCCAUGCACAAUCUUUAUUGCAGACUUUUUUUCUGCUUAAUUCCCUCAGCCUCUCUGCACAGUCCAUUGAGUGUAUAUGAGCUCGUAUAUUGUAAUAUUUUAGAUCCUUUCUGCAUGCUAUCUUGCAUACAGGUGUGGGAAUCAGAGAUCAGAUGCAUCCUUUUAAGAAACAAAACACUUGGGAGUUUCAGGUUUCAGACCAGGUGCUUGAAAAUUUGCCGUCCUAUAUGCCAACAGUACUUUCUUUCUUGCACAGGCUUCUUCCAACUUCAGUAUAAGCAGAAAAAUCCAUACAGACUGUUCAAUAUUCUUGAACUUAUGGAAGAUUAAGAGCAGGCCUUUGAUUAGCUAUCUAGUCUGAAGACAACUGUAGGUUGUAGCUUUCUCCAGUCAUACUCAUCUAUUGCUAGCACAGUGGGGAAGGGGAACAAAUUUCCGCCUCCGGCUGGCUGAUAAAAUUAGAUACUUCAGUUUGUUAAUCAAGAAGGAAACUAUAUUUGCAACCACUAGAUAAUUCAAAAAGUAUUAAGAAAUUAAAUCAAGAUGCUUCUUCUGUAUUGAGUGUAGUACUGAGCUUGAACAAAGUGGCAGACCCACCUGCUCUCAAGUGACUGGACUGCAUACUUUCUGAGCUGAAGUGAAACAAUACGCUGUGCUUAUCGUUAUUCACCACAUACUAAGGUUGUCUGCAUGGUCUGGUCGUAGAAGGAUAAAAGACACAUGCAAGCAAGAGAUCACGCAAGCAAGCUCUCUGAAUGACUAAAAGCAGCAUGUGUCUCUCAAAAACUGCUUCCAAAUAAUGUAGAGAACAAAAUAAUAACUGUUUUAAUCAUAAGCAGCUUGUAAAAUGGCUGCUUCCUUCUAGCAGUUGCACAAACAACAUAAUGAGAAUUGUUUGGAAAACACAUCCCUUGGCUCAUUUCCCUGGCAAAACUGGCAGUAUCCUCACCACUCAAGAGACUGUCUCUUAAAAUGCUGGUCCAAACUUUAGUGCAUCCACGGAGGAGAAAGCGUGCUCACUUAGCCAAUUACAUUGAGGAGAUGGUCCUUCUGGUGGCAAUAUCAGAAGUGCUGUUGGUUCUGGGUUUGGUGGUGGAAUCAGACUCUCUCUGCACACCCACUAUGUUUUACAAGGACUGCUGGAUCCGACGCUUCCCAGGUCUUCUGAUUGACCUGCAGGAAUCGCAGAAGAGGGGAGCCCAGGUGCUGAAGAUUUAUGCAGAAGUCUCGUCCCAACAGUGCAGCAGAAACUGCUGUCUUCAGAGGAAUGUUUCCUGCAACCUAGCAGUGUUCUAUCACGGAGCUACUCAUGAGAAUAUGAAUUGCUUGCACAUGUCUUGUCCAUCACUGGAAAGUUGUAUAAUAAAGGCUAGAAUCAACGUUGUUUUGUACAACAUCAAAACAGGGAUUGAUCCAGAUCUUCUUAUUUUUGAAAAAGCAAUAUCCAAAGAGCCAAAUAUGCACUCCUCACCUAAUAAAUAUGAAAGACAAAACAGCACAAAGACCACCGAGUGGGAAAGAUGCCAGCAUGGUAAUGUCACGUCAAGUUCUCUUCUGCUCCUAGCUCCAUCGUCUACCACUGGCCACGGCUUAACAGCAAACACUUACACCUCCAGCACAAACCUGAUGGUUGAAAAAAAAAAAGUUAUCACAUAUUCCAGGGAAGAAACUUCUCCUCUGGAUGACCAUUUGGCUAAGAGGACCUGUACAACUUCAGUAAGCACUAGGUCAACCACCAGCUCAGACAAAAGAACUGUACACUCAACUUUGAUAUCUAAAUCUGCAGAGGUGUUAUCCCACAUGCCCACUCCUCCUCAUCUGAACAGCAGUAAGCAACACUUAAAUGAAACCAAAGGCUACAGUGGUAGGAAUUAUACUUCAGACAACGAGGUACCUGCUUGGGAUGCUGCACCUCUGGGUGUCUGGUUGAUUCCAGUUGUCCCUUGCUCUUCUCUCAUCUUCCUUUGCUGUUGUACUGUAGCUCUUGCAGCAGGGCGUUGCAGAAAUAGGAAAGGUCAGUACAAUCCCAUAUGGAGAGGAAGACCAAUGUCUAGACGAGUCAUAAAAUACACUAGUGUCAAAGGUAGUUUGUAAUAUGCAGUCACCAUUCUUGUUUUGGAACAAAUAGCCUUUUAAAAAAUGAAUUGCAUGUGUUGGCCUAAUUCUUUUACAGAACAAAGAGUAAGUUUCAGAAUCAUUCAGUUGUAUUUUCAUACUCGCCAGAUGAAACAAUUUCUCUUUUGGGUAAGAAGUACACACUCUACACGUUCAAAGCUGCUUGAGCAUAUUUUGGUUUAUAAUCUGACCCAGACUAAUACCUGACACAAACUAUAAACUUUCCCUAACUUAAGAGGGCAGAUUCACUGCAGCUUUACAUAUCCUCUCCCUUGACUUUGAUCAAACUUAGAAAAUUAAGUAAAAAUGCAAUCAGUAAAACUGACUGAAGUUUUACACUAUCGUAAAAUCAUUUAAUUCUAAUAAUCCUUUAAUUGCCUAAGAUCUAGUUGUUUCUAUAAAAACUAUGUAUUCAUUUUCUCCUGUUAUAUUCUAGAUUGUUUUUCACUAUUUAUCCCUAAUACUGGAACAAAACAAUUUCACCAGAACUAUUUACUUCAAAGAAAAACACCUAUAAAAAAACCUAGUCCCUCAAACUACUGAAUUCCAUUAACUCACCAAAACAUCCGAUUAUUCAAUUAUUUAUGCUUUACUUUAACCCCAAUCUUCUGAUAACCAUCAUUUCAAUGUUUUUCAAGUCCUCCUAGAAGUAAGUACCUUUAGACUUUUCCUGUUUUUUAAACUUACUUGCUGUGCAGUACAUUGCAGAUCCAUUCUACUAUUAGUUAACGCAGACACAAAUACAGCUAAGAAUGGUUCCGUGCAUUACAGUCAAUUUGUGUUGCCCACACUGACUUACUUUUUUGUGCCUAAUCACAUUUACCAUUUACUACAUUUGUUUAUUUUAAUAGGGACAUUUAAUGUACAUUGCACAGAAAUAUACAAAAGGUUUUGAAAGGUCUAGAAGUUAUCAUUAUAAUUAAAAAUGUUUUGUUUUUUUUUUUUUUUAAAGCCAUAUUUAUUUCUUUAUCCUGUAUACAUGCUUCAUAAAAGCGCUCCUUCUGAAUAUAAAUCAAGUAAUUAGAUCAACAGGGUAGGAAGGUAUUUCCUCAGCUUACCUUGCUCAGGAAGUUUGCCUAGCAUAGCAAACAUUUUCAACAGUAACCAGGAUUGCUCUUCCUCUUUUAAAUUUGUUGAUGUCUCCGUUUCUCACUUUCUUCACUUGCUGUAAAAAGUUCCUAUUUCCCAGAUGAGUUGAAAUGUUAUAAAAGGAAACAAUCCAAAAUAAAACCGAUUGCCAUAUGUCUACGUAGAAAAUUAUUUUAAAACUAAUAAGACUUAUAUAAAGUUUAAUGACUAUAGUAGGUAGAGGGUAGAAAGCUACAUGACUACCUAAUUACAGUUGAGCAGGUCGGUUUCAGAGGAAAAGGCCUAAAAUUAUAUUUUAGUGCACACUGAUUAGCACUGUAGUUUAAAAACUGAAGAUUAAAAAAAAAACUUGUUUAUUUCUUGAUUAAUCUUGUAUGCUAAUUUCUAUGUAAUAGGAGAGAGACUGACAGCCAGAAAAGCACCUUAAAGACUGUUUGUUUUGUUUUGUAUAAUCUGAUAAAAUACAAAAGCUUUUUUUUUUUUCAUUUUAUCUAGAAAAAUUAGAAUUAGAUAUCAUUUGUUUUUAAGGGCAGUUCUAUGGUUAUCUUAUACAGGCUCUGGAGAUGUACCCACUGCAAGAUGUACUUCAACUUUGAGUAAAUUUACUUUUGUCUUCAAAUUGCAGUUUUCUGAUUCAUCAUGUGGCUGAAUCUAGCACAUAGUUAAGCUAUCGCUAAAGUUAUUUGUAAUGAAACAUUCAAAUAAGAAUGGUAAGACCUCAAGAGCUCUUCAGCGGAAGCUUCAGAGGAAGCUGACAUAUUCUUUUCCAGGCUUUUAACACCAAAAAGAAAAAAACUAGGGGAAGAGCUAAGAUACUCUAUAAUGUAUCAACGAAUGUGGUGAUACUGUGAAUGACGUAUGUAUUUCUCACAUGUUCUUCGUCUUAAAAUAAUUUUAAUGACUCUGACCCUGCAAUGGAAAACUUUCAGGUUUGAUUCAUUUCAUUAAGAAGCAAAGGGACAUGCAUGUCAGGGGAGGAACUCAGUUCCUCAGCCUGUUGAUUACUGGGAUGUGUGUUCUAUCUUUUCACCACAACUUACACUGGAAAUGGUGAUGUACACCAAGACUACCAGUAUGAUCUUUUUUAGACUAGAAGCUGCAGACCAUGUGCUUCAGGAUUCUCACUGUAUAGUGCUCUACCAGCCACCCUCUGCUCAAGUCAAUUUCUGAAGGAAAAGUUCAUGGCUCAGUGAAGCACCUUUGUGUUAAAGAAACAAGCAGGCAUAACCGAUUAACAUUUACAGAGCCUUAAUGAGAUGAAAAGUUCUCUAAAUUUGUAUUUUGAUUUCUACCACGUUUAACAUUCAGGUGUUUUGUACAUCAUGGCAAUUUGAACAAAUACAUUAAAUAAACUGAUUAACUACAUGCUUCAACUCUCAUCUUACUCAGUACUAAUGAAAAGCACAGUUUACCAUAGGAUUCUCCCACAAAACACCUCACCCAGCACUGUCAAACCAGUUUGCACUGAAAACGCUUUUAAAAUAGGUUUCUCCUCAUAAUUUUUGAAGUUAUGUAACCAAGGAAAAAACAUUUUAAAACCAACUUGCAUCUAAGAUUGCAUCUCAGAUGUACAGAUACAUCAAGGGCAGAGUUACAGCUAGUUACCUUUCUGCUCGUCUAUUCACUACCAGAUGAAUUAAUAUGCAACAUAACACAGUAAUACAUAUUUUUUCUAGGAAACUUUUUGCUUAAAAAGGUCAAAAAAAUCACAAUAGUGAAGUGUAUGUUUGCUGCCAAAGGACGGCUCAGCAAUAAACACACUUCAAAGCACAUCAUGUUUUUAUAGGAUUACGAGAUAAAAUCUCUAAACCUAUACUUGAAAAAAAUACUUUGUAAGUGAACUAGAUCUGCACUGUGUGAUGCCUUUCUUCAGGCUGAAUGGAGCUAUUAAAAUUCUGCUUCUGUUCACACUAGAGGUUCUAUAGUUCUCAGCCAAAGAGAAGACGUUACUUCAGAAACUAGGACAUUUCUAACUGCCCAAACUUUAUUUCCAAGACCUUGCAGCACUGAAUUCCAGACAUAAUUUAUCCUGAAAACUCAGUGAACAUGCUAAAAUUAUUGUUACUAUGUAAUUUCAUGUCAUUUUUUAGAAUAGAGUUCACAUGCAAGCAGCUGAGUCCAACUGAAACAGAGAAAUUACAUUGUUUACCUAAAAAUUCCUCCACAGCUUCAGUGGGAUAAAGCCUUUUCUUAGUUUAGAGUUUUGCUAAGUAUAGUAGUUAUAACUAAUAUUCUUAGCAAAAGAAUUAUUAUCUUCAAUUAAAGAGGGAUACACGCUUUGUUGUUUUGUUUCAUACUUUUUAUUUGAAUGCCAAUUUUUUCCCUUUUCCAGGUUUCAAAGAAAGCAUACAACACCUCUUUCCAUCUGCUCCACAUAAGAAAUAAGAUCUGCAGAACUGUUUAACAGUUUGAGAUUGUAUUACAAUACAAUGUCCUUUAUUCAUUAAUUUAUCAUACUGAAAAGAAUGUAUUUCUGAUGCAACACAUUAUUUAAUCAUACAUGUAAGACAGAAGACUCUGAAAUCCAUACUACACGUUUAAAAUAUAUUGCUUACAUGAGCAAGAUUGUUGCAUGUCUAACACAACAUAGUUCUUGCACUAUCAAUAUGGGUUACACUCAAGACAGGAAAUACCGGAAGUAAAUGUGAACAUGAGACAUCCCCUCUCCCUUCUUUCUGUGCAAUUAAGAUAUUACUGUUCUCAGAUAAAUAGGCAGGAAAAAGGUUAUAUAAAGCACAUUAGCAGUAGGACCACUUUACUAUAGACUGGGAAAAUAACAUGAAAGUGAAUACAUAAAUAUAAGGUAUGAGAGAAUGGGUAGAAGUAUGUUUUAUUCAGAUAGCACACACCUUUUAGGCUACUGUCCUUUUAUCCCUUAGCUCUGUUUGUAGCAAUGCUAUGCACAAAAAAAUAGCAAGUGUCAACUCCAGGCAGGAGUAUAAGUUACUUCUCUGAAGACCAUAAGAUCAUCUGUGGAAGUCACAGACUUUUCAUAUACAGCCAGUCACAUUCAGAUCUUAGCACUUCGUGAAAUUCCAAGUAGUACUAACAUCUACCCUCCUGGCUAAAUUAUAAUCAUAUCUCUGUAUAGAACUUUUUGUCUAAUCUAAACAACAGAUUAUGCUUAGUGUUCUAAAACCCUCUUUUAAAGGGCAAAAGUAUGCUAGAAUGUAGACAAACAACCUCAAGAAACUAUUUAAUGACACUGAACGUUUUACUUCACAACUCUUAACACAGUUUACUAAAAGACAUCUUAUGUCAGUGAUUACAGUAGUUUCUAGAUGCAAAAAAUUAGCCAGAAUACUGACAAAGCAACUUCUUUUCCAGUUUGACCAAGCACUAAAUCUCAGCCUUUCUUUGGAAUGUUUAUAUGGAAGAUAAAAGAAAGGUUAGUCUCCUCAACAUCACAACUCUUCCAGAUGGCCAAGAGCUUAAUUUGUGUGAUUUUUUUUUUUUCCAUUGGAGACAGCUUAUGUUUUCCUUGCCAUAAGGAACUUGCUUUUCCAGUUUGCGGGGGCAAGCGUUUGGAUUUGAAAUGAGACAUCUGCUACUUGGAGGUUAGAACAAUGACCGCAGAGAAGCACAUAUAGUAGCCUUCCAGUUCAAAUUUCAAUCUAUGAUGGACAGGGUUGCCUGAGGUCAGAGCUGUCAUGAACUAACUCCAUGUUCCUCUUGGCCAGUAAACAGCAGUAAAAUAAUUGCCUAUGGAGAGAGCCAAUGCCUCUAAGAUACUGUGUGUGGUUUUCUGUUUCUCAUUGCUUCCCAGUUUAUGUUCUGGGGGGCCUAGCCUGCUUCCUGAUUUACAUGUUAGCUAUCAACAUUUCUACCUAAAAGUAAUAUGAACCCCAACUACUUCCCUGCAACAGAAGAAUGCAUACAUAUGCAUACAUACAUGUAUAGAGGGAUACACACCUCAGAGUCAUGCAUUUACAUUAUAAAAUAAGAUACAUUAAUAAAAGACCACUAAUAAUGAUGUAUUUACUACUAUAAUCUAUUACUCUUAACUCUUCACAGCACUUACACUACAAUGGAAGUUUCCAAUGAGGUGGUCUGCAAGUGUUAUACAGGAAAAUUAAAGAUGUGUAAUUUAUCUCAUAAAAACAUGCACUGUAUCAUCAUCAUUAAGGUUGGGAGGACUUGCACUGGAUUUAAGAUCCCAGUGCUUUAGGUGUUCUACAAAAUCACAGCAGAUUACUGACACCCUUAAACACCUAAACAAUUUUGAGGGAGAAGCAAAAAAUCAGAAAUAUCUAAGAUGACAAAGCUCAAAAUAUCAUCCAGCCUACCUGUGAUUCAGUCCACUGCAUUACAAAUUCUGCACUGUAACAUAAACCAUUAGUUAACACCACAAAUUUAACUGAAUUUGAUAUUCCUUUGAUUCUAGCAGCUUGAUUGGGCACUCACAGGGUUAUAAAGGUUUUAGUCUUGCUUGCAUGUUUCUUAGCAAGGAGAGGAAGCAAUAAAGACAUUGAAAAGUAAGUUUGGAGGUCAACCUUAUAGAUUUUUGAGGCCAGCUGGCCAAGCAUUCUAUAGCCAUAGUCAUUAAGCCAGAUAUGACUGGAAAACUGGUAUCUAUGACUGAUUUAAUGGCAAGUGUUGGAUAGGGUUAUGGAACAAAGUGAACUAGUCUCAAUAUUGUUCUUACUUAGUAAACACUUAGAAUGAGGAAAAAAAAAUCUAUUGCUGGUAGACACUUCAGUGUCCUGGCACUUUGGAGACAGACACCUAUCCUGUAUGUAUUUCAUGAAACACUUAUAGAACAUAAAUAAGUUCUGCUUUAACACUUUGGAGGGUACUUUCUAGAGUUCCUGGUUAUUUUAGAUUUUUCAUUAAUUAGCUGCCAUGUUAAUAAAAUACUAAUGCAAUCAAAUGAAAAAUCAACUUGCCUUGCUGUUCUGUUCUUCCUACCAUUAAGUCAAACUUAUUUUAACUACAACUUUCACAGGCAUCUUCCUAAGUCAAUUUAAAAUCUAUGAAGAACACAGGAAAAAAUGAAUUGCCCUCUGAAGCAAGAAAGACUAUCAGGUACCCAUACGUUCUGAGUACAUAAGGACAGUUUUUAUGGAGAAAAGCAAGCUUGUGGGUAAUAGACUUCUUAAAAUCUCUAAAGGGCACUCACAAGCAUCUGGUACAAAACAUGUCACUGCAAACAGAAGUUCAUUGCAUAUGCUUGCUAGUACACCAGUCUUUAUGCAAGCACUGACAAAACUAAUUAAGGAAAUCAUUUUCUCUUGUGUAUAUACUAGACCAAAAUCUCCUCUAGACUAAAGCCAGGUACUUCUCCACCAUCCAUACCAUUCUUUGAGUCAAACUGCAGUUACUUCCUCAAUGAUUUUGGUUACAUGGCUGUUCAAAGAAAAAUUAGAAAUUACACAGAUUUACCAUUUCAAAUGAGAAUUUUAAACACUUUCCCCAUUAUUCUUGAAUUAAGGAACAACUUGAUAAAAGUACGAACUUCUUCCAGCUUCUGAUAAAAAUGCACAUUAAUACAAAUUUAAAAGGAAGGACCACUAAAUAAUCAAGUUGGCGAAUGCAGAAUUAUGAAUGCAUCACAAGACACAAGCUUUUUCAAAUGCAGCUCCAGGUCAGGUAAAUUUUCAUAGGAAGGAAAAAAGUGCAUUAAACUCAGUCUCCUUCUAAAAGAAGGCUUACCAAACUUUCAUUAUUUUAGAAAUGGGAAUAAAUACACUCUUUGGCUGUAUGUAGGCAAAAAACAAUGAGAAGCCUUAGCAGCAAAUAAGUCAAGACACACAGAACACUGCAAAAAUCAGUUCACCUCUUCCAUCUGUAAUGUUCUUAUUCUUAGGCUGUUUCCUCUCAACCAGUUGCUGGCAAUACCACAUGCUAGGGUCUUUUAAAGGCAUGCAGAAUCCAUUAGUCUGAUGAACAAAAACUCCUUCUACCCCUUCCAGAAAAUGAAGGCUUUCUUUCUACGCUGAAAUCUUAGUAAGCUGAGGAGAUACAAUAAAAGCAACAACAGAGUUAUUUAUGUCCUUUCACGCUGGUACUUUUAAGGAAUUUUUAUUUAAUUGUGAGAAGGCAAUAGAAGUUUCUUGUGAUUCUAAUCUUUCAAAUCAAUUCCUUUCAAAUAUAAAUUACCAAAUAUAAACAUCCAUUUUAUUUCCUCCUCUGUGCUUCACAGCAGAGUGGGAUGCUACGUUUUUUCCUUGCCAAACCUGGGUACGUUCAAGAAGAUACUCAGCAGGCCUCAAUGUACAAAGACUCGGUCCAUUCCUAUUUAGGCAAUGUACUCACCUCAGUACUCACCAACUCAAGCGUAGUACUCACCAUUCAGUAUACUUCAACAGCUCUCCAACAGUUAAAACUCAUGGAACACUACCUUUACUUAACAGAUGGGGCGCAAAGGUAGAAAAAAAUACUGAGUGACAUUUGGAAAACAUUUAGAAAC
Cygnus olor (mute swan) is the source of this 10946-nucleotide messenger RNA. It is a transcript of the gene MANSC4, whose product is annotated as MANSC domain containing 4. Lineage: Eukaryota; Metazoa; Chordata; Aves; Anseriformes; Anatidae. The record is from RefSeq and is a predicted model, not a curated record. The transcript has 5 exons. The coding region runs from base 2306 to 3427 and encodes 373 amino acids.